Closterium sp. Naga37s-1 is the source of this 1596-nucleotide messenger RNA. The record is from the annotation of a GenBank genome assembly. Lineage: Eukaryota; Viridiplantae; Streptophyta; Zygnematophyceae; Desmidiales; Closteriaceae.
AUGAACCUUUUAACUUCAGAGAGUUAUGUUGUAAGAGUUGAGCAAGGCGUCACGUCCUUGUUGCGCCUGCUGCACGUUGGCUCUACUCUUGCUUUCUCGCUGCCCUCCAUUGCAUCGCCAUGCCCCAGCGCCGUGUCUGCCCAUCCCUUUCCCUCAAGGCGUGUGGAGUGCAGCCCUCUGGCGUGGCAGCGACUGCAGAGGCUGGAGGCGGCAGUGGUGGCCUCGAGAGAGCAGGGAGGGCAGCGGGAUGGCGCACGCCACUCACGCGCUGCCGUGUGCCUGCCCUGCGCAUGCCCUGCUCACCCCUCACAACCCCCCAGAGCAGCGGCGCCUCUCCCUCGCAACCCCCCAGAGCAGCGGCGCCUCUCUCUCACAACCCCCCAGAGCAGCGGCGCCUCUCCCUCACAACCCCCCACAGCAGCGGCGCCUCUCCCUCACAGCCCCCCAGAGCAGCGGCGCCUCUCCCUCACAAACCCCCAGAGCAGUGGCGCCUCUCCUUCACAACCCCACAGAGCAGCGGCGCCUCUCCCUCACAACCCCCCAGAGCAGCGGCGCCUCUCCCUCACACCCCCCCAUAGCAGCGGCGCCUCUCCCUCACACCCCCCCAGAGCAGCGGCGCCUCUCUCUCACAGCCCCCCAGAGCAGCGGCGCCUCUCCCUCACAACCCCCCAGAGCAGCGGCGCCUCUCCCUCACAACCCCCCAGAGCAGCAGCGCCUCUCCCUCACAACCCCCCACAGCAGUGGCGCCUCUCCCUCACAACCCCCCAGAGCAGCGUUGGGUGGGUCAAUUCCUCUCUUCCCCACUCACCCCUCGCUGCUUCGUUUUACUGCUGCCAUUGCUCUGCUCUGCUACUGCCAUGCCCGUUCCCCCCUCCCCACGCACUUGCCACCCAUGCACCCCAUCCCAUCCCAUUCGCCGUGCUCUUCCCCUCCCCUCACCUUGUCUUAUUCCCUGCUCUGUCUCGUCGCCACUGCUUGCACUUCAACCCCCCUCCCUCCUUCCCUUCCCCUCUUUUACCUCGUUCAAGACUGCCUGCAGACAGAGGGGGACGAGCUGAAAUGACGUGGCAGCUCGUGGUUGGCCUGGUGUUGCGGCACGUGCAACGUGGUGCUGCUGCGGAUGAACGAAGCGGCGCCUCUCCCUCACACCCCUCUACAGCGGCGGUGCCUCUCCCUCACAACCCCCCAGAGCAGCGGCCCCUCUCUUUCACAACCCCCCAGAGCAGCGGCGCCUCUUCCUCACAACCCCCGAGAGCAGCGGCGCCUCUUCCUCACAAUCCCCCAGGGCAGCGGCGCCUCUCCCUCACAACCCCCCAGAGCAGCGGCACCUCUCUUUCACAACCCCCCAGAGCAGUGGCGCCUCUUUUUCACAACCCCCCAGAGCAGCGGCGCCCCUCUCUCACAAACCCCCCAGAGCAGCGGCGUCUCUCCCUCACAACCCCCCACAGCAGUGGCGCCUCUCCCUCACAACCCUCCAGAGCAGCGGAGCCUCUUCCUCACAAUCCCCCAGAGCAGCGGCGCCUCUCCCUCACAACCCUCCACAGCAGCGGCGCGGCGGCGCCUCUCCCUCACAACCCUUGGACAGAGACAUGGUAG